Messenger RNA from Salvia splendens (bonfire salvia), 786 nucleotides. Its product is annotated as ethylene-responsive transcription factor ERF084. The coding region runs from base 1 to 531 and encodes 176 amino acids. Gene Ontology annotation, biological process: regulation of DNA-templated transcription. The transcript has a single exon. Gene Ontology annotation, molecular function: DNA binding; DNA-binding transcription factor activity. NCBI's taxonomy places the organism in Eukaryota, Viridiplantae, Streptophyta, Magnoliopsida, Lamiales, Lamiaceae. The record is from RefSeq and is a predicted model, not a curated record.
AUGGAAGACAGCAAUGUGGAAAUGCAAGAAAACGUCCCUUUCUUCCCAAAACAAGAAAACCAUCACCACCAGUUGUACUUCCGUCAAAACCCCCCCGCCCUCGAGGGAAUCGCCGCCGUCGUCGGCGAGCGCGUCCUCUUCGGCGCCGCUGAAAACGCCAACGCCGAUGGCCCGCCGAGGAGCUACAGGGGCGUGCGGAAGCGGCCGUGGGGGCGGUGGUCGGCGGAGAUCCGCGACCGCAUAGGGCGGUGCCGCCACUGGCUCGGCACCUUCGACACGGCGGAGGAGGCGGCGCGCGCCUACGACGCCGCCGCGAGGAGGCUGCGUGGCUCCAAGGCCAGGACCAAUUUCCACGUUCCUUCCGUCCUUCCGGCACCGUCGUCGCCGGAGAUCAGGAAGAAGAGGAAGAGGGUUUCCGGUGGAGGAAAGGCUGUGCGGAAGUGCUCGGUUGUGACGUCGGCGGCGCACCUGUUUGGGCGGAAUCCGGCGGAUGACGGCGAGGCUAGCUUUGAAGAUGAGUUGGUCAAUUAAUGAAAUUUGUAUAUUUAAGUAUGAGCAGUAUGAGUUUAAUUAAUUAGUAGUAGUAUGUGACUAUGCGUAAUGUGUUUUCAGUUAUUUAGGGUUUUGGUGGGGCUUGCAUCUUGUUACAUCCCAUUUGCCACCACUACUAAUUUGUGAUUUCUAGUAAUUUUUCAUGUUUAAUGAUGAAAUUAGGAAGAAUAAAUUAAGGCCUAUUGGGGGGCCUUGUACGUUUUGCUGCAUUUCAGGCGAAAGACACUCGUCCCU